AUGCGUUUGAGGGAACUCAUUCGUUCUGUUCGAAUGUGUAAAACACCCACUGAGGAGCGUGAGCUUAUUAAUCGAGAAUCCGCAUGGAUUCGCAAAGAAUUUAGGGAAGGGACACCGUACUUACGCACCCGCAACAUGCUGAAAUUACUAUAUGUUGGUUUGCUAGGCUAUCCAACGGAGUUCGGCCAGCUUGAGGUGAUCAACCUGCUUUCCCAGCCUGAUUUUUCGGGAAGACGAAUUGGCUAUCUUGCUCUACAGAUCAUAAUGGAUGAGAACGAUGAGGUUUUGACCUUAUCGGAGAAUAGAAUGAUCUCCGAUAUGGCGAAUGGGAGUCCGCUUCUUCAGGCCGUCUCGCUCAAUGCCGCGGCGAACGUGGCGAGUGCAGAUAUGUCGUGUGAUAUCUUCGAGAAGGUGAACCGCCUUUUGGAUUCGAGUAAUCUGUACAUCCGGCGAAAGGCCUGUCUUGUGGCGCUUCGGAUUGUGCGAAAGAAUCCCACCUACGCCGAGCACUUUCUCGAGCGUUUGGUGGAUAUCUUCUCUCCGAGCCGUUUCGGCCAUCUUCUCUGCUCUUUGGCGCUUAUUAAUGAGUGCUUGCAAAGUGAGGCGGGCGCGGUGUUUUUGCCGCGGUAUCGCAAACUCGCCCCCGAUGCGGUAAAUGCGCUGAAGCGGUUGGUGCUUUCGAUGCGCGUCACCGAACGCGAUAUUGGGGAUAUUUCCGAUCCUUUUCUGCAGGUCCGAUUGUUGGAAUUUAUGCGUAUCAUCGGCAAAGGCUCCCGCGAGGAGUCGGAAACCUUCAAUGAUAUUCUUACCCAGAUCAUCACCAACACCGAUUCCUCCCAGAGUGUGGGCUGCGCGAUCGAAUACGAGUGCGUUCGAACGAUCAUUUCGAUCGAGAGCGAUAAGGAUCUUAGCGCGCUCGCCGUGAAGAGGGUCAGCGAAUUUCUUUCCAACACGCAGAAUAAGAAUCUUUGUUUUGUGGCCUUAGAGGUAUUGCUGAGCUACGCGCAGAAGGAUCCGGAGCGGGUUUUACACCAUCAGUCGACCAUUUUGGACUGUUUAAAGGACGGUGACGUUUCGAUUCGGCGUCGCGCGCUGGAGUUGACGGUGCAGUUGAUCACCGCGGAGAACGUUCGGCUGCUGGUGCCGGAUUUGCUUCUUUACAUCGGCCUCUGCGCGGAGGAGAUGCGCGAGGACGCUACGCUGCGCAUUAGCCAAAUUAUCGAGGAGAAAUACCCCACCGAGGAGUGGCGGAUUGAGAUGUCGAUUAAGUUGUUGGGGCUGGGGCGGCAGCACGUCGCGGUCGGCUUCGCGAUUCGCCUUAUCGCGUUGAUUUCGAAUCAGCCCGGGGAGGUGCAGGCCCGCGUAGUACGGGCGCUCUGGGGGGAGGAGUCGAUGGCCUUCGACGCCACGCAUCAAUCCCGCCGCGCGUUUAUGCUCGUCGCGCUCUGGACCAUCGGCGAGUACGCGGCGUUCCUCCUCCAGGGCGAGGUCGGGCUCACUUCGGAAAAAAUCGUGGAAUUGCUCGGCACGAUUACCGUCAACUCGUCGGAUCGUUUGAUUAAACUUUACGGGGUGAACGCGCUGAUGAAAAUGGCGGCGCGUUACCCGGCGGUGAAGUCGACGGUGCUCGGUAUCUUUUCAACCCUCAUGGGAAGUCUGGAUUGUGAGCUCCAACAACGCGCCUGUGAAUACACGACGCUCCUGACGGAGUUCCCGGAGGAGGCGGCGUUUAGUUUUAGCCCCAUGCCGCCUAUUCGCUUUCAAAAAUCCGUGGAGCUCUUCCGCGUCGCGGAGUUGAACGCGGGAGUGACGGAAACGACUUCGAAUCAACUCAAGGCCGAUCUCGAUGAUUUGUUUGGAUUUUCCGAUCAACCCUCCCCUCAACCUACUGUCAUCUCUUCUGGUUCGCAAGAUUUCAUUUCUCCCUUUUCUUUACCUAAGGAAAAGGUAUUCUCGUGCGCAAACUUUGUGGUGAGCCUUUCUGAUUCCAAGGUGCAAGAACGUACUGCGAUGGUAGAGUUGUCAAUACAAUCUACUUUGGGGGUUCGAAUAGAGAAUCUUUUAGUGCAGGCUGCGGUUCCAAAAAAGUUUAAUGUUAGAUUGGCGCCAUUAGUUUCUUCAUUUAUUGAGCCUCACGGAAAAUUUAUCCAAAAAGCGGAAAUCGACAUCGCUGAAGAGAUAAAUAAACUUCCUGAUGGUAUACUACGGAUUAAGAUAUCGUAUUCGGUGGAUGGGGAGCCGCGAGAAGGCGAAUUUCAGAUUUAA
Molecule: messenger RNA, 2265 nt
Organism: Phytomonas sp. Hart1
Lineage: Eukaryota; Euglenozoa; Kinetoplastea; Trypanosomatida; Trypanosomatidae
Source: the annotation of a GenBank genome assembly